UGAUUUGGUGUGGCGACCCCUGACCCCUGUGGCAUUUGGAUUUAAAAAUGGGAAGUUAAAUAGCAUAAAUAAAAAAAUGAAUGCACAAAACUUUAUGAGCUUGAUUUUCUGUGUUAUUUCCUGUUUACUGCAGAAGUCAGUACAGUUUUUUUUUAAUUGUCCAGGUGUUAUUUAUUUUUUUGUCAGAUGGGGUUAGUUCUUUUAUGAUUUGUUGUGAACAUGCACAUAUUUAAUUGUUUUUGUACAUAUUUAAUUAGUUAAAAUUACUUGAAAAAUCUCAGAAUGAAUCCACCAGUAAGUCCAUUGACAUGAAAAACUUUCCCAAGUCCAAUCAGAGAUUUCAGCACCAGGGACAGCUCUCCUUGCAAUUUCCUCUCCAUCCAUCAGGGGGCGAAAUAGCUACACUGUUGGUGUUGUGACGAGCAAACGCGGCAUCAGCAUUGGUAUUUUCCCGCUGUUUUUGUUCAUAUUCAUUUAUUAUUUUGUUUUAUUUUAGAAUAAUAUUGUUUUUUAUGAAUUAUGUGGCCUUUUGGUCUGUUUUUUAUUUCCUACCAUCAGUGAUUCCAGCUGCGCGUGGAGUCUAAACUUUACGGUCAAUCAAGCAGAAAGAGCGGGGCAGAAGAGAGGAAGGCAGACCUGAGUGAAGUGUGGUGGGGGGUGUUCAGUCUUCCAGACGUCAUGGCGGUGGACAGUAGUAAAUGAAGUCAGGGGUUGGAGCUGCACCGAAACACCGACGCCUUAGUUUGCGGGCCAUCGGCGACUCUCCCAGCCGCGCGCUCCUGCGCCUCCACGGGCUUCGGUCUGCGCCGCGCGCCGCUGUGACGCUCCGGUCUGAUGUCUCUGCCUGUCAGGAAUUUCAAGUGUCUCUCUCCGGUCAUGUGCCAGUGUAAGGUCAUCUGCAGCAACCGGACUCUGUCUCUCAUGUUCGGCUGUAAGAAGUACAGGUACCAGGAUGAGGAGACGCCCCCCUUGGAGCACAGUCCAGCACACCUGGCUCAAGGGAAAAGUGCCGAGAUGCUUCACAUGAGUGACAAAAACCUUGCUGCAAUGGAGGCCAUCCAUGGCUACACUCCACACACGCAUAUCUCUCCUGUAAAGCCUGUGUUGAUGUCUACGGGACACACUCCAAUGUACACCUCAGCCGUUUCCACACUGGGAAAUACUCCUCCAGUGGUUGUGAACACUGACACGCUCGACGGCUCCCCAUAUGUAAACGGGACAGAAGGAGAAAUCGAGUAUGAAGAAAUCACUCUGGAAAGAGGUAACUCAGGCCUGGGUUUCAGCAUAGCAGGGGGCACAGACAACCCCCAUGUGGGCGACGACCCCAGCAUCUUCAUCACCAAAAUUAUCCCAGGAGGAGCAGCCGCUCAGGACGGACGGCUCAGCGUCAAUGACUGCAUCCUGUUUGUGAAUGAUGUCGACGUGAGGGAGGUGACACACAGCCAAGCUGUAGAGGCUCUCAAGGAGGCAGGUGCUAUUGUCCGCCUCUACGUCCUCCGCAGAAAACCAGCAGCAGAGAAAGUCACUGAAAUCAAACUCAUCAAAGGUCCUAAAGGAUUAGGCUUCAGCAUUGCUGGAGGGGUGGGAAACCAGCACAUACCAGGAGAUAACAGCAUCUAUGUCACCAAGAUCAUUGAAGGCGGGGCAGCUCAUAAAGACGGGCGACUUCAAAUUGGUGACAAAAUCUUAGCGGUAAACAAUGUGUGUUUGGAGGAUGUGAUGCACGAGGAUGCGGUGGGGGCUCUGAAAAACACAGCCGAGGUGGUGUACCUCAGGGUGGCCAAGCCCAACAACCUCUUCCUAACCAACUCCUACAACCCUCCAGACCUCACCAGCACAUAUUCCCAUAUGGACACUGAACUCAGCCACCCCAAUUAUCUUGGAUCCGAUUACCCACAAGCCCUCACUCCAACCUCGCCAAGUCGGUUUUCUCCUGUUCUGCAUGGCUUGAUGGGAGACGAUGACAUCCCGAGAGAACCUCGCCGGAUUUUGAUCCACAGAGGCUCCACAGGUCUGGGAUUCAACAUUGUUGGAGGUGAGGAUGGAGAGGGCAUCUUCAUCUCCUUCAUCCUGGCUGGAGGGCCAGCAGACCUCAGCGGGGAACUUCACAAAGGCGAUCAGAUCCUCAGUGUAAACGGCGUGGAUCUGCGUAUGGCCACACACGAGCAGGCCGCUGCCGCACUGAAGAACGCGGGCCAGACUGUAACCAUCGUCGCUCAGUACAGACCAGAUGAGUACAGCCGCUUUGAGGCAAAAAUCCACGACCUGAGGGAACAGCUAAUGAACAGCAGCAUGGGCUCUGGAACGACAACUUUGAGGAGUAACCCAAAGAGAGGCUUCUAUAUCAGGGCUCUUUUUGACUAUGACAAGACGGCAGACUGUGGCUUCCUCAGCCAGGCUCUAAGUUUUAGGUUCGGAGACGUGCUGCAUGUGUUAGACUGUGGGGAUGAAGAGUGGUGGCAGGCUCGUAGGGUCAGCCCCCAGAACGAGGCCGAAGAAGUCGGCUUCAUUCCCAGCAAGCACAGAGUGGAAAGAAAAGACUGGUCCCGCGGGAACACCAAAGAGAGGGAUCAUGGUCGAGACAGCUUGAGCACUCAAGGGAGAGAUAAGAAAAUGUCACAAAGUUAUGAGACGGUCACUCAAGUGGAAGUGCAUUAUGCGAGGCCCAUUAUCAUUCUGGGUCCGGUGAAGGACAGGAUAAAUGACGACCUGUUGUCUGAGUUCCCCGAUAAGUUUGGAUCUUGCGUCCCUCAUACUACGAGGCCCAAAAGGGACUAUGAAGUGGAUGGGAGAGACUACCAUUUUGUGUCGUCACGGGAACAGAUGGAGAAAGAUAUCCAAAGCCAUAGAUUCAUAGAGGCUGGCCAGUACAACAGUCACCUGUACGGCACCAGCGUUCAGAGUGUCCGAGAGGUGGCUGAACAGCAGGGGAAACAUUGCAUCCUAGAUGUCUCUGCCAACGCCGUCCGCAGACUACAAGCAGCUCAGCUGCAUCCCAUUGCCAUCUUUGUCCGACCCAAAUCCCUGGAGAAUGUUCUAGAAAUCAACACUCGUCUGACAGAAGAGCAGGCCAGGAAAGGGAUGGAUCGAGCUCUCAAACUAGAACAAGACUUCCUGGAGUGUUUUACAGCUGUCGUGGAAGGGGACAGCUUUGAAGAGGUAUAUCACAAAGUAAAGACAGUGGUUGAGGAACAGUCGGGGCCUUACAUCUGGAUCCCAACCCGGGAAAGGCUGUGAUGCUGCCUCCGCCCCCCCAAAACGCCGCUCCCUCACAGCCACCGACACCGCCCGUCCCCUCCCUCACAGCCAAGCCAGCCUCGCCUGUCUGUCUGUCUGUCUGUCCUACGGCAACGUCAGAGCUUUGGCAAAUCACUGCAAAACUAAAAGGCCAACACAGGAAGCGACUCAGCGAGGCAAAGACAGAUACCAAAAAAAAGAAAAAAAAGACUCGGCGCAGAUGUGAACACAGUGAAAAGAUCUGAUCAGUAUUCCACAUAGAUGAAGCAGGACUGAACACUGAAGCCCUGAACACACUUAGCAUUAAAUGCACCUUUGAUACGA
This is a messenger RNA of Oryzias melastigma (Indian medaka), 3561 nucleotides long. RefSeq names its product disks large homolog 4 (gene dlg4a). The transcript has 22 exons. The coding region runs from base 835 to 3237 and encodes 800 amino acids. Gene Ontology annotation, cellular component: neuromuscular junction; neuron projection; postsynaptic density membrane. NCBI's taxonomy places the organism in Eukaryota, Metazoa, Chordata, Actinopteri, Beloniformes, Adrianichthyidae. Gene Ontology annotation, molecular function: kinase binding. Gene Ontology annotation, biological process: AMPA glutamate receptor clustering; chemical synaptic transmission; postsynaptic neurotransmitter receptor diffusion trapping. The record is from RefSeq and is a predicted model, not a curated record.